Messenger RNA from Ceratitis capitata (Mediterranean fruit fly), 1595 nucleotides. It is a transcript of the gene Rae1, whose product is annotated as mRNA export factor. The transcript is spliced from 4 exons. The record is from RefSeq and is a predicted model, not a curated record. NCBI's taxonomy places the organism in Eukaryota, Metazoa, Arthropoda, Insecta, Diptera, Tephritidae. Gene Ontology annotation, cellular component: nuclear pore. The coding region runs from base 392 to 1456 and encodes 354 amino acids. Gene Ontology annotation, biological process: transcription-dependent tethering of RNA polymerase II gene DNA at nuclear periphery; RNA export from nucleus. Gene Ontology annotation, molecular function: ubiquitin binding; RNA binding.
UUGAGCAAUAUUCAAAAUUAAUGUAAACCUUAGAGAGGUCUCAUACAAUGUUUUCCCGGCUUAAACCACACCAUUUAACGCCAUGGAAUUCUUAAAUUUUAGAGUUGAUUUAAUUUGGAAUUUAAUUUUUUUCGCGAUGUCCGGCAUUACUACAACUUUGACAACCGGCAAAAAACCAAUAUGUGUGCUUUUUAUUGAAUUUCGAAACAUUGUGUUUAUUUGCAAAUUAAAAGAUAUUGCUAGACUUUAAACACGGUUUAAAUUGCAAAAUUUGUAUAGAAAAGCUCAGUGUAACAAAUAGUUUUGUUUAUCCCUCACACGUAAAAUUUUUAGGGCUGAAACUUGCUUUUGCCUUUACCGCCAAUUUGUUUAUAAGUGAGGAGAGCACAAGAUGUUCGGACAGCAAGCACUUGGUGGUACAACCGCAGCACCUUCCACAAAUCGAAUGAAUGAUUUUGAAGUAACAAUGCCACCAGAUGACUCUGUAUCAGCGUUGGAAUUUAGCCCCAGUACUAUAUCACAAAACUUUCUAAUAGCUGGCAGUUGGGAUAGCAGCGUACGCUGUUGGGAGGUUGAGCAAACCGGAAAAACUGUGCCAAAAUCAAUGAAAACAAUGGGUGGACCAGUAUUGGACGUAUGCUGGUCGGAUGAUGGUACAAAAGUGUAUAUGGCAUCCUGUGACAAACAAGUAAAAAUGUGGGAUCUGGCUUCAGAUCAAGUAGUACAAGUGGCAGCACACGAUGCUCCCGUAAAGACAUGCCAUUGGAUAAAAGGUUCUAAUUAUAGUUGUUUAAUGACUGGUUCUUGGGAUAAAACAUUAAAGUUCUGGGAUACACGUACACCCAAUCCAUUAAUGGCAAUAACUUUGCCGGAACGUUGUUACUGUGCUGACGUUGAUUAUCCGAUGGCUGUGGUGGGUACCGCAAAUCGUGGGCUCAUUGUUUAUUCUCUAGAAAAUACACCGACUGAAUUUAAGCGACAAGACAGUCCUUUGAAAUAUCAACAUCGCACCAUAUCUAUUUUUAGAGAUAAGAAAAAAGCACCAACAGGUUACGCACUUGGUAGCAUUGAAGGACGCGUUGCCAUACAAUAUGUAAAUCCAGUGAAUCCAAAAGAUAAUUUCACUUUUAAGUGUCAUCGCACCACCGGCACAGCUGGUUAUCAAGAUAUAUAUGCUGUAAACGAUAUAGCCUUCCAUCCGGUGCAUGGCACUUUGGUGACUGUCGGCUCAGAUGGCACAUUCAGUUUCUGGGAUAAAGAUGCACGCACCAAACUCAAGUCUUCGGAGACAAUGGAUCAAUCUAUUACAAAGUGUGCAUUCAAUAGUACUGGACAGAUAUUCGCAUAUGCUGUUGGCUACGAUUGGUCGAAGGGCCACGAAUACUUUAACCCAGGCAAGAAACCACAAAUCUUCCUACGCUCUUGCUACGAUGAGCUGAAACCACGUAUUGCUUAAUCCUUUUGAAUGAUCUAAAAAGUUAACAAUCGCCACACUGUAUAUCAAUGUAGAGUCAACAUAUUCUCCAAUUGAAAUAGAAUUUGAAACCGAUGCAUUUCAGUGAAAAGAAAAAAAAUAAACCUCCCUUUAAAUUAGU